ACUCUCAAAUUAGGCUUGUCUAUGCUGGAAUGGGCAGCUAAGAAGAGAGGGAUCCAUACAACACAACCACAUCUAACCAAAAUAUAUGGUUUCUCUCUCUCUCUCUCUCUCUUAGUUACACUUCCCUCUUUCUCUCUCUCUCUCUUCCUACAAAAAAAAACCUUAAAAACUUUUUUUCACAAAUCUCUCUAUAAUUCCUAGGUUUCUUUCUCUCUUUCUUUGAAUUUUCAGCUACUUCCAAUAUUUCCCUAUUAUUUUAUUUCCACUCAGCUGCUUAGACAGAAAGAAUAUAUACAUAUAUACAUAUACUAGUAUACACAUAGAUAUACAUAUAUACAUAUGUAGCAGUCUCUGAGAAACUUAGGCUAAAGCUACAGCCUUAGCUUAAGGUAAAAAGAAAAGAGAAACUCCAAAGAUUUUGGUUUUAUGGGAGAGGUGUUGGGUUCUGACAUCUGAGUGAUCGAUCUAGGAUCUGAGAACAUAUUUUUUUUCUGUUUUGUAUUGUUUGUUUUUGGUUUCUGAGGUUGUCGGAAUGUGGGAUCUAAACGAUUCGCCGGAUCAGAGAAGGGACGUGGAGGAGUGGGAUGAAGGGUGCUGUUCUCCGGUGGACGGAGAUGACGAGAAAGGGAAAGCGGUUGGAUCGGUGUCGAAUUCUAGCUCGUCGGCGGCGUUGGUGGUUGAGGAUGUUUCAUCGGAGGAUGAAGAAGACCGGCGAAAGAGAGACGGCGGCGGCGGAAGCGGUGGGAGCAGGAUUUUUGGGUUUUCGGUGGUGGGUCGGAGCGACGACAACUGGUCGUCGGAGAGUGAGCCGCCGCCGGUGACGCGGCAGUUUUUCCCGGUUGAUGAGUCGGAAAUGGGGGCCACCUCCGGCGAUGGAUCUCCCAGUUUCCCCCGGGCCGCUCACUGGGUUGGAGUUAAGUUUUGCCAGUCUGACCCUCUCCUUACCGGCGGCGGCGGCGCCGGUAAGCCUUUGGAGGUCUCUCAGCAGCCUAUGAAAAAGAGCCGCCGUGGGCCGCGGUCCCGGAGCUCCCAAUAUCGCGGCGUCACCUUUUACCGGCGAACUGGCCGCUGGGAAUCUCACAUAUGGGAUUGUGGCAAGCAAGUUUAUCUAGGUGGAUUCGACACAGCGCAUGCAGCAGCUCGCGCAUACGACAGGGCAGCAAUAAAGUUCCGGGGAGUAGAGGCCGACAUAAACUUUAGUCUCGAGGAUUAUGAGGAAGACUUGAAACAGAUGAGCAAUUUGACGAAGGAGGAAUUUGUGCAUGUACUGCGGCGUCAGAGCACUGGGUUUCCGAGGGGAAGCUCCAAGUAUAGAGGCGUGACCUUGCACAAAUGUGGGAGAUGGGAAGCAAGAAUGGGCCAAUUCUUGGGCAAAAAGUAUGUUUAUUUGGGUCUCUUUGAUACUGAAAUUGAAGCUGCCAGGGCUUAUGAUAAAGCUGCCAUAAAAUGUAAUGGCAAGGAUGCUGUUACCAACUUUGAUCCCAGCAUUUAUGAGGAUGAACAGAUUAAUUCCACGGAAAAUUCUGGGAAUGCUGCUGAUCACAGUCUUGAUCUGAGCUUAGGCAGUUCAAGCUCUAAGCAAGGCGGCGGCGGCGGCGGCCGUGAAAUGGUGGGGGACCAUAGGGCUCAGAACUCUUCACCAAUGCAAUUUGAACUCAAUUGGUGGCACCAAGGCGGCCUAAGACCGCCUAAGGAGCAUGGUGGCAGUGAGAUUGUGAAUGAUGGGCGGAGAAGGGAGGGGUACAACGAGACAGAAACAUUACAGCAGCUAAGCCAAACACACCUUAAUUCUCCAGGCUCAAGAAAGGCUAAUAACAACACAGGUAGCAGUGAAAUGCUGAGAUUUGGGCAUUUCAUGAGCCCUUAUCAGAUGUUCCCACCACAGUUCAGCUAAGUCAAAAAAAAACUCUAUCAGCUUCUCAGCAGCAGCAGCAAUGGAGGCCACAUUAUAUUGAACCAAGCACAGAUCAAUCAUAUAAUACAUCAAACAAUGGCGGUUCCAAUAUAAUCAUCCUCCUCUUAACACCUGCAACUGCUGCAGCAUCAUCAGGAUUCCCUCAUUAUCGGCCUUCGCGAAAAACCGGGUUCCAUUGUUCCUCCAUUAAACCACCCUUGGAUUAAUAUUAUUUCUUGACAGUUUGAGCUUCUUCUUCUUUGCCAAUUCCUCCUUUCCAGCUCCCAUCCUUCCUCUUCACCGUUGUUGUAAAUGCUGCUCUUUGAUUACUGUCUUCCAUAGCUAGUAAAUUUCAAGCUGUUGAGGCAUUCAAAUUUGGAAGUAAUUAUUAUUGUUGCUCAAAAACUAACCAAUUUUACUCUGCAAUUCUCAAUACUCAACAUUUUUCACCAUGUAAUAUUACAUCGUCUUCUAUUCAGGCAUAAUCGUACCUUUUUCCCCCUUCU
This is a messenger RNA of Ipomoea triloba (trilobed morning glory), 2400 nucleotides long. RefSeq names its product AP2-like ethylene-responsive transcription factor TOE3. The record is from RefSeq and is a predicted model, not a curated record. Gene Ontology annotation, molecular function: DNA-binding transcription factor activity; DNA binding. The transcript is spliced from 9 exons. Gene Ontology annotation, biological process: regulation of DNA-templated transcription. Lineage: Eukaryota; Viridiplantae; Streptophyta; Magnoliopsida; Solanales; Convolvulaceae. Bases 533 to 1894 code for a protein of 453 amino acids.